AUGACUGUGGAGAACGACAAACCAGACACGGCAACUUAUACCUUCAAUGAGACACUCUACCAACGGGCUCGAGUCAUCCAGUCCAUUGCAUCUAUUUUGACAAUCCCCAUAACGUCAGCUGUGUGUUCUGCUGCGGCUGUUGUUUUCGUACAACGCCACGGUAAAGCAUCCAAUAUAACCAUGCAACAACUUCUCGUCCUCGCAGACAAAGGCUGGACUGAUACUGGCUUGUACUCUCAGCUUUUUAAAAACCCACAACGGUGGUGGCGCGGCUAUUGCAGCUCAUUUCUGCUAGUUGCAAUUGUGCUUCACAUUGUGGGAGGCCUUGUCUCUCCGCUUCAAGCAUUGCUCAUCUCUUCCAAGACAAUCAAGGUCGUGGGAAGCCUCUCUGAGAUUAUGGUCUACGACAUUUUUGCUGAACCUCUGACCAAAAACGCGGUCUCGAUGUUGAGCGCAGCUUUGAUAAACAGAUACGACACCCAAGUCUGGCCCUCGGCCAAUACCAGCAGUGCAGCUGGCGAAGCAAACUGUGACUGGAGCAUGACGCUAGCUAAUCUUCACACGAUGGCCGACCCAUUUCUCACACCGUUGCCGAUGGGUUACAAUACUGGGGUACUCAGACAGUUCGCUCCUCGCAUCAACUCAAGCGCCAUAGUGACUUACAUAAACUCUUCUGAAUAUCCAUCCAACUGCUCGGGGCCAUAUUAUGGCCUUCACGCCCAGUAUAGUGGUGUUGGAUGGGGAAUAGAAAUAUGUUACCCCGUCAGCUUGAGCAAGAAAGAUAAUUCCAGUGAGUCGCCAUGGAGAAACACUCGAGCCCGACAAGAGUUCAUCGAAGUACUAUAUAUCAACCUCACUCUUCAAUGCAUCGGUGACACUGGGCCAGAGCCAAGGACUGUGUCGGAUGACCUUUGUUUGGAAACAAUCCUCAUGAAAAUCACAGCUCGCACAACUGGAGGCUGGUUUGAGCUACCCAACUAUUUGAACGCCGGAGUGCCAGGACCAUUGCAGACAAAAGAUCCAGUCGCGCUGGGCUAUGGAUCAGUGUGGCAGGCUGUCAAACUCAGGUACUUUGCUUACAACGAUUUCUAUUAUAAUCGAAGAUGGUCUUCGAACCGUCUUGCUGAGCGAGACUGGCAGACAAGGCAGAGCCCUGGGCCCCUCUUAAUCAUGGCGUGGGCUAUGUUUGCUGCGCCUAGCUCCUACGUGGCAACGUGUACCACUUCAUUGAAUGACGCAGAAUUGAAACACAAAUCGAGCUCCAUUGACGCCAGGUUCUGCUCAAGUCCCCCCCUUGUUGACUUUUUACCUCCGCGAGAUCCUUACUCAGACUUUGAUUCCGCAAUUUAUCCGCCAAGCAAUACCAGCCGGGACUUCCGCAACUUUUUCACCUGGCUAGCCAUGCUCAAGGGGAACAAUGAAACUGAUACUUCAUCACUUAGCAGAGCAUUUACCAGUGGUCUGUUCAUUGCCAAUGAAGUAUGGAUGGAACACGUUCAAGUCAGCGGCAGAUAUCACACGGUGAGUGUUUACUCGGAUCCUGGGCGGGACACAGUAGUGCCAAAUAUUUCCUUUGGUGGCAUGAUUGCUAUAUCGGUAUUGCUGGCCAUAUAUCUCGCUGCCCUGUUGUUGAUUGCGAGCUACGCAGCCAUGUUUCCAAGGUGGACACAAUCGACGAACGGGUUCGCGAUGAUGAGGAUUGGAUCUGCGAUUGCCGAGAAGGUCCCCCUUACGGGUGACCUAUCGAGAGGAUGA
This is a messenger RNA of Penicillium brevicompactum, 1755 nucleotides long. RefSeq lists its product as uncharacterized. The record is from RefSeq and is a predicted model, not a curated record. NCBI's taxonomy places the organism in Eukaryota, Fungi, Ascomycota, Eurotiomycetes, Eurotiales, Aspergillaceae. Bases 1 to 1755 code for a protein of 584 amino acids. The transcript has 3 exons.